Scophthalmus maximus (turbot) is the source of this 3904-nucleotide messenger RNA. RefSeq names its product leucine rich repeat containing 8 VRAC subunit C (gene lrrc8c). Lineage: Eukaryota; Metazoa; Chordata; Actinopteri; Pleuronectiformes; Scophthalmidae. Gene Ontology annotation, molecular function: protein binding. The transcript is spliced from 3 exons. The record is from RefSeq and is a predicted model, not a curated record. The coding region runs from base 157 to 2544 and encodes 795 amino acids.
GCCGAGGAUACAGGAAGGCUGUCCGGCCGGAGAGGGAGGGGGGGCGAAGGAAGACGGAGGACGGCGCACGGCGCACAUCAUGAUCCGAGAGCUCGCCGCGUGAAAGCCGACCGCUCGGAUUCCUCGAGUCCGGACCUCGUCUGAAGGCAAGGCAUCAUGAUUCCUGUGAUGGAGUUCCGGCAGUUCUCUGAACAGCAGUCGGCGUUCAGGGUCCUGAAGCCAUGGUGGGAUGUGUUCACCGACUACCUGUCUGUAAUCAUGCUGAUGAUUGGUGUCUUUGGAUGCACCCUUCAGGUAAUGCAAGACAAAAUCAUCUGCCUUCCCCAGAGAACCGCAUCACCUUCAGAUAACACGAGUGAAGUGGAGCUGAAGUCGCUGGCACACCUGCCAUCCAACAUCUCGGCUGUGCCCAGAGAAAUGAGAGGCCUGAAAACAGAUCUGGAUCUGCAGCAGUACAGUUUCAUCAAUCAGAUGUGUUAUGAGAAGGCUCUGCAUUGGUAUGCCAAGUACUUUCCCUAUCUGGUUCUCAUACACACUGUAGUGUUCAUGGUGUGUAGUAACUUCUGGUUCAAAUUCCCUGGCUCGAGCUCUAAAAUAGAGCACUUCAUCUCCAUGCUUAGCAAGUGUUUUGACUCUCCGUGGACCACACGGGCUUUGUCUGAGGUGUCCGGAGAAAAUCCUGAAGAAAAGGACAGUAAAAAGAACAGUACUCUUAGGUCCAACAUCACCGUGUCCCCUGGAGAAGGCAGUUUGGAAAUGACACAGUCCCUCCGGUCCAUCCCAGAGAAGAUUGUAGUUGACAAGCCAUCUGCAAGUGCGCUUGAUAAAAAAGAGGGUGAACAAGCUAAGGCUCUUUUUGAAAAGGUGAAGAAGUUCCGUUUGCACGUUGAAGAAGGAGACAUUCUCUACCUUAUGUAUGUUCGACAGACUGUGGUCAAGGUAUUUAAGUUCCUCCUAAUCAUUGCCUAUAACAGUUCUCUAGUGAAUAAAGUGCGGAACCGAGUACGUUGCGAAGUUGAGAUCCAGGACAUGACAGGCUAUAAAGAGUUUGAAUGUAAUCACACCAUGGCUCAUCUGUUUUCUAAGCUGUCAUACUGUUACCUGUGUUUAGUGGCUGUCUAUGGAUUAACGAGCCUUUACACCUCCUAUUGGCUGUUUUACCGCUCACUGAAAGAAUACUCCUUUGAGUAUGUGCGACAAGAAACGGGCAUCAAUGACAUUCCUGAUGUCAAGAAUGACUUUGCGUUCAUGCUACAUAUGAUUGACCAGUACGACCCAUUGUAUUCGAAAAGAUUUGCAGUCUUUUUAUCUGAGGUCAGUGAGAACAAGCUGAAACAGCUCAACCUCAACCACGAGUGGACUGCUGAGAAGCUGCGCCAGAGGCUUCAGACUAAUGCCAACAACAGACUUGAACUUCAACUGUUCAUGCUCCCUGGGUUACCCGAUACUGUCUUUGAGUUGACGGAGCUGCAGUCACUCAAGCUUGAGAUCAUCAACAAUGUCACAAUACCGGCCUCUGUCUCUAAGCUGGAAGACCUGCAGGAGCUGUCUAUUUACCAAUGCUCUUUAAAGCUGCACACAACAGCUACUUCCUUCCUCAAAGAAAACCUGAAAGUGCUCCGCGUGAAGUUUGAUGACAACAGGGAACUUCCAAACUGGAUGUACGGCCUGCGCAAUUUAGAGGAGCUCUUUCUCAUUGGAUCACUCAGUCCUGAUGCCUCUAAGAACAUAGUUCUCGAGUCGCUGCGGGAGAUGAAGUGCUUGAAAACUCUCUCCCUAAAAAGUAAUUUGACCAAGAUUCCUCAGUCGAUAGUGGAUGUUUCCAGCCAUCUGCAGCGGCUGUACUUGCACAAUGACGGCACGAAGCUGGUAAUGCUCAACAACCUGAAAAAGAUGACCAAUCUGAUCGAGCUGGAGCUUGUGCGUUGUGAUCUGGAACGCAUCCCGCAUGCAGUCUUCAGCCUCACCAGUCUGCAAGAGGUGGAUCUGAAAGAGAAUAACAUUCGCUCAAUAGAGGAGAUCAUCAGCUUCCAGCAUCUUCGAAAACUCACUUGCCUUAAACUGUGGUACAAUGGUAUCAUGUACAUCCCAGAGCAUAUCAAAAAGCUUGGCAGCCUAGAACGCCUGUACUUCAGCAACAACAAGAUUGAGAUAUUGCCUUCGCACCUGUUCUUGUGCAACAAACUGCGGCACCUGGACCUGUCCAACAAUGACAUCCGAUUCAUCCCUCCAGAAAUCGGAGUCCUUCAGAGUCUACAGUAUUUCUCUGUCGCGUGUAACAAAAUUGAAAAUCUACCAGACGAGCUCUUCUUUUGCAAGAAGCUCAAAACGCUCAAGCUUGGAAAGAACUUGCUGUCUAUACUGUCGCCAAAGAUUUCCUACCUAGCUCUGCUGACAUAUUUGGAGCUCAAAGGCAACCACUUUGAGCUCCUGCCAAAAGAGCUUGGUUACUGUCGUGCUUUGAAGCGCAGUGGCCUUAUAGUGGAAGACACACUGUUUGAAACUCUGCCUUCGGAUAUCAGGGACCAAAUGAAGGCUGAGUGAGAUGCCUUAGUGUAGCCACAGUGCCUGCUGUUCGUUCCGUCUACCAACUCAGAGCCCUUGUUUUGUAUUAACUCAUAUCCAUACUUAUGUAUUUCAUUACUGUUAUAACAAGUUGUUUUUCCAGUUUCCUUGAUGGAAGGAAAAUACGUUCUUUGUAUGUUGUCAUUCAGAGUGUGGCUCCACAGGGGUGAUUAUUCUGUUAUUAACAUAGCCUCUAUGUAAAAAUGGAUGUAGUCACGGGUCCGGAUAAAAUUAAGCCAAUGCCGAAGUGCCUGAAGACUGCAUUCUCUUGAAUGACCAGCAGUGGGUGACUCAGCUGGUCCACUUACAACAACAAGUCAGUUUCUAUAGCAGUCUAUGGCUGUGAUCGGAAAGUCCUACCUAUCGCCUUUUCCUAACUAUUUUUCCUUGACCUUCAAUGGAAGUCAUCAUGAGAUCAAGGAAAGGUGUAAAGGAGGAUUCAUAGGACUUAGGAAAAGCCGACAGCGGUGCUUAGAGAAUCAGACUCCACCUACACCAUACUAUGUAAUUAUGCGACUGCAGAUGUUAUUGACGUGCGUCUGCCUUGCUGAAACUACACAUUGAUGGACUACAAAAAGCGCAUCUUAUAGGCUACUUCGCACCACGCGUUGUUAACAGGUUGAUUCAUGCAGGCUAAACACAGACAACACGGUGAAAAAUAUUAAUUCAUCAUGAAGGUUGGAAUGGAGAAGCUCUCAGUCAGACCCACCCCCCGCUCCUGUCUGGUUGCAAAAAAAUCCAACAUGGCGCAGGUCACAAUGCAAAACUCGAGGCUUCGAAGCGGCAGUUCACAAACCAUUGGCUGACAUCAUCAUGGGGUUGCCACUUGGUUAUUAAGUAUUGAGUCUUUAUCCAGCUAUAAAUUCUUCUGAUAGGAAUAUUCUGGCAUUUACGGAAAUACACCUUCUUAUUUUAGAUGAUUAAUAUCUAUCUCAUAUUUGUGUGUUAAACAAACAGCAUGUGACACAAAGACCAGGAUCAAAAUGAAACCUGGCUCUGUCUAAAGGGGAAAAAAUACCUGGGCCAGCUACUCUGACUCAGGCUCACAAAUUAAGACUGUUGGAUAAAAGACCAUUGGAUUACUGAAUGUAAAUAAAAACUGAAAACCUCACUUAUGUUUAGGCUAGUAGCCUUAUGCUGCAUAUUAUAUAUUUGAUGUUGCCCUUAUUAAGUGUUUUAUUUUCUUAAAGAGACUGUUAGCUGCAGUGAUACGAACAACAGCAGGGAAAAUGCAAAAAAACAAGGAUAUAUCUUAUAGAGAACAUGUUGUAUCUUCUCUAAACAAUUCUGUGUUAUAGAGAGAUGCCAUUUUAAAGUGCAUUAAACUUAAAGGACAAUA